AUGUGUGAUAAUUUAGUGAAUAAUGAAUCAGAAAUUCAACGAAUUUUAAGUAUACCUAUUGAAAGCGACUAUGAGUUUGCUGAUAUUGGUCUAAGUGAUGACGAAAAUUUUGAAUUUCCCGAAUUAUUUGAAAAUGACGACCGCAUUUUAAAUGAAACUUUAGACGAUGCUGAUAAUAUACUGAAUUAUCCCGUGUAUUUUUCUGAAGAAAAAACGUCACAAUCCCCUAUUGUCAUUCAAAUUCCAUUAGAUGUACAAUCUUUGCCAACAGAAUCUGUUUCACCAUCUUCGUCAUUUGUUUCACAAAUACCUAUAAGUAGAAACCGUAGAUCCACAAGAAAACUAAUUGCUUCUAAUAAUCCUAAAACAAAAAAUAUACCAAAAAUAAAAAAGGUGGACCCGAUUUGGAGAAAAGGAAAUUUUUCACAGAAUCCCGAGUUUAUAAAAUUUUUUGGGGAAAAGCCAAUGCCUGACGAAAUAAAAGAAAUGAAAUCACCUAAAGAAUUUUUUUCUUAUUUUUUUGAUAACGAGUUAUUAGCACAUAUUGCCGAACAGUCUACACUUUAUAGUACUCAACAAAAUCCCGAAAAACUAAAUAAAAUAACGAUAAACGACGUACGACAUUUUUUGGGCAUAAUUACAAUGAUGUCAAUCGUCCAUCUACCAAAUACGAGGUCAUAUUGGUCAGAAAAUACUCAUAAUAAAAUAAUAAGAAAUUGCAUGAGUGUAAAUGUGUUUGAAAAUAUUAGGCGGUAUAUGCAUUUUAACGACAACACUUUAGAUUUACCUAGAGAUAAUCCAAAUCGUGACAGGGUUUUUAAAGUUCGGCCACUUAUUGACACACUCAAUAAAAAGUUUAGUUCUGUACCUAUCGAAGAAAACUUAUCAUUAGAUGAGCAAUUGUGUCCAACUAAAGCUGUAUCAUAUCUCAAACAGUAUCUCCCUCUGAAGCCUCAUAAAUGGGGGUACAAAUUAUUUGUUUUAUGUGGUGUUUCUGGCUACGGUUAUAACUUUGAAAUUUACACGGGAAAUGAAAAUAAGGAAGACGAACGAAUUAUACACAAUGAACCAGAUUUUGGAGCUACAGGCAACAUUGUUGUGAGAAUGACUAGAAUGGUGCCGGAAAAUGUGCACCAUAAAAAAAAAGGCAUUCACACAGUUGGCACAUUUAGACGUAAUCGUUUUCCAAACGUCUGUUUGACAGAUGAUCGUUUAUUGAUGAAAAAAGAUCGUGGAUAUUCUGAAGAGUGUUUCACAGUGGUUGAAGAUGUCCCUAUUUCAGCUGUUGCAUGGAAAGACAACAAGGUAGUACACGUAUCCUCAACUUUUGUAGGUGAACUCGAAAAAAAUGUAGUGAGUAGAUUUGACAAAAAAAAAAAGACCACCGUUAUUGUACCUAGGCCGAAAAUCAUUGAAGUUUACAAUAAACAUAUGGGUGGGGUUGACCUUAUGGAUUCUAUGAUUGGGCGCUAUAGAAUAAUAAUGAGGUCUAAGAAAUGGUACAUGAAAUUUUUUUACCAUUUGGUUGAUAUGUCGAUUGUAAACGCGUGGAUGUUGUAUAAAAAAAUUACAAAAAAACCAAUGAAACUAGCUCAAUUUCGAGAGCAAUUAGCUGUGGAACUUUGUCAAACAGAAAUGGAAAUAAAAAAAAAAGGCAGAAAAACAAAGGAAUCGUUGGAAAAACAAAUGCUGGAGGAGCUUGAAAAAAGAAAAAAAAGGACACCAACUGCAAUUAUUCCAUCAACCCAAAUACGUUUGGAUGGGCAUCAACACAGAAUACAAUUUGAGAAAAUUCGACGAGUAUGUAAACUACCAAAAUGUAAAUUUCAAUCAUUCGCUAAGUGUACUAAAUGCGAUGUUUUUUUAUGUUGUAAUAAAGAAAGAAAUUGCUUCGAUUUAUUUCAUUAUACCUAA
Messenger RNA from Rhopalosiphum padi (bird cherry-oat aphid), 1914 nucleotides. RefSeq names its product piggyBac transposable element-derived protein 3-like. The transcript is spliced from 3 exons. The record is from RefSeq and is a predicted model, not a curated record. Lineage: Eukaryota; Metazoa; Arthropoda; Insecta; Hemiptera; Aphididae. The coding region runs from base 1 to 1914 and encodes 637 amino acids.